Molecule: messenger RNA, 1396 nt
Organism: Triticum aestivum (bread wheat)
Lineage: Eukaryota; Viridiplantae; Streptophyta; Magnoliopsida; Poales; Poaceae
Exons: 6
Coding region: 587-1048 (153 amino acids)
Source: RefSeq, a predicted model, not a curated record
GACACCACGCCCCCAACCCCACCCCCCUUCUCCUUCCCUUAGAUCUCGAUCUGCCGCCGCCCCCAACCCCACCCCGACCGCCACCAUCGACGACCCUCACCGUAGAUGAGGUCGAGGCCGACCCAAGAUCGAGCCCAUGCCCAGACUCGCGAUGUGCACAGCGGGGAUUCGUAGGCAACCCCACGCCAAUUGGGACCUCGAUCUGGAUCGAGCAGGCGCUCUCCACCGACGGGGCUUGGGCUGGCCGGCGUCCCACGUUGACGUCCUCCUCCCUCCCGCUCCCGGCAACGCGCUCGGUCUCCGCAGCCGGCCUCACCGCCAUAGUCACAUGUACUUUUCCUCACCCUUCUUCCUUUCUUGGUCCUCUCCUCUCUGCUCUCUCUCCCCCGUUUGGCUUUGACUCACUAGAUUCGCUUCUGCUGGGAGGUGCAUCGAGCGGGAUCUGCGUGGAGAUGGCACGGGUGCUGGCGGCACGCGGGUCACGACACCCACGUCGUCAUAGCCGCCUGGAACCUGGCCGCCGCCGAGACCAUGCGCCAGGCCGUCCUGGCUGAGACCCCUGGCGGCUACUCCUUCCUCCGUCCCUAUGGUUCAGCGACGACGAGAUCUAGAUGGCUGCCUGCUCGCCCAUCUUGGCACCGCCGAGCUCGAGGACAAGGAAAGGUCGAGAAAAGAUCAUACCCACCCACCCCUGGAGCUGGAGGUGUUGGAGAAGUUGAGAUGCAGCAAAGAAGCGGCUCCAAAUCGAACUAUUGUAUUUAUUUUCCAGGUGGAGAGGUCAAUCUCGACCAUCAUGAUGCCUAAGCUAAUAAGGUUGGUGGUGUGCUCUCCUUGCAGCAGCCUGAGCUCCGGCGAGGUUGACCUGGACAGCUCGGCAGCGUCACCGACGACUCGAAGGACACCAUAUCCAAGGCACCUCCUCUUCGGUUGUGAGAGUGUCCAGGAGUCGUGGGUGCAGCUAAUGCCUAUGUCUGUGGCCGCACUUGACACUGCCCUCUCUUUAAGGGCUGAUUGGAGCCUAUUUUUUGCUUUAAAUCCUAUUUUUUGAUAUCAGGUGCUCAUUGAGCUGUCUAAGAACAAGCAGAUCAUCAUUUCACCAUUUUCGGCUGCCCCAGAUGCUAGCCUUUAUUCUUCAAAAGUUGGGUGUACAGAAGUUGUAGCAAGAAGAAUCCUGAAAAAAAACCACACCCAGAAUGCCAUUUAGCUCACUGGAGCUAGUUAUGUGUAUAUUUAGUUGUAUUUUAUAGCUAAAUACCAGAUUUAUACUAUAUACUUUGCUUGGCUGUUGUAAUGUACUAUCUUAGUUUUGGUACUUUGCUUGACUGUUGGUGUACAUGAUAGUAAUGUACUACUUGACUAUUGUAUGAAAUAUUAUGCCUUAUUGGCUCUUUUUGAA